UAUAACUAACGCGAAUGCCGAUACAAUCUGGGAAAAAGCUGGCAAGUUUAGCGAACUAAUUCGCUAGUGGUUAUAUACGUAUUCGCGCGAAUUUCAGUGCUUAUACAUAAUACAAUCUCAAGUUACAUUAAAAAUCAACUUUUACCUACACCGUUCAAUUACAUUUGUGAAGACAUAUUUCAAAACGUUUCCUUCAGCCGAAAAUUGCUAAAGGAGCAGAGGACAACACGCAUUGCUGAAUAAUUAUGACUUCCUCCGUGCUGCCCGGACAGAAGAAAACAAGGUUCCUCCCAGACAUCAACGCUGCUACCGCUCCUACUCCCCGUGAGAGGACGGGCUUUCUCAAAGCCAGGCCCCACCACGAGCUUGACACAAACCGCCACGAAAACGCCUCGGGCGAAACUCCAGUUACCGAGGAUGACAUAGCACAAUUCCGGAACACCCUUCGCCAAAAUCUUUGCGUGUCGAUGUUGCGGGAAGGGUUUCAUCGCUCCUUUGCGGAGUUCUUUUCGUUGCUGGAACGCUGGCGAGCGUCGCGCGAGGCGGCGGGACCGGGCAGCGCGCUGUGGCAGCAGCGCCCACUCGAGAAGCAUCCGCGCAAACUGGAGCCGCUGAGAGAGCACCUUACACGCGCUGAGUCUGCAGAGAGAGCCGGCCAGUAUGUAGAAGUCUAUGAAAAUUAUUUGGCUCUGGCUAGGUUUUUCUCUGAGCCAGAAGACAGGUGGAUUCGUUAUCACUUCUAUGAGCUCAGCCUCCUGUCCGCCGGCAAGAUCAAGAUGGACUCUGGCAAGCGCGAGGCCGAGGCCAACGGGCACAUGGGGGAGGUGUACUUAGAGCAAGGUGAUUUUGAGCUUGCUAGGGAGCAUUACGAGGUGUUCUACAACCUGGCCGUGGGCAGAUUGUGGCAGGACGAGAGUGGGAACACACACCACUCUCGUGCAUGCAUGGGUCUCUGCAGGAUCUACACACUGCUGGCACAGAGACAGCUGCAGACUAAAGACUACCGAACAGCUAUUCAGAUCCUCACCAAGGCAUACGAUAUGGCUAAGGAAGGAGGGGAGAGAAGGAUGGAGGGAGAAGCAGCCUACAGAGUGGGUCUGGCCUAUCAGUGCAAGGGUGACCAAAAAGCUGCAAAAGAGUUUCUGAGCACAUUUGCAGAGAUCGCCACAGGACUCGAUGAUGCAGCCGGUCUGGGGAAAGCUUACAAAGCCAUCGCCAAAUCACUGGAGAUUGAGGGUAAAAUGAGUGAAUCCAUCGAGUACCUACAGAAAUAUGCUGCAGUUUCUCAAGACAGCAAGCAGGAGCAGAACUUACAGGAUGCCUGCAUGUGCCUGGGAACCAUACACAGCUCCAGAGGUCAGUAUGACCGUGGCAGUGACUACUUUUCCCAGGCGUAUGAGCUUGCGUGCUCCCUGGGCUCUGUGCCGGCCCUGCGCAAAGCCCAGGCCUGUGUGGGCGUUGCACGCGCCCACGCCCUGCUGCGGCCGUACAGUGCCGCCGUGGUGACAGGCGGACCACGGAGCCUCCUCGCGCUCAUCCGCUGGAAGGAGGUGCGGGAGGACGGGUUCGUCGACUCAUCCGGAGAAGAAGUGAUGGGAUGAUGAGAGGAGAACACAGGGAGUGGGACAGGGAAUGGUACAUAAUGAGCAGAAAUCUGUGACCGAAACAAAUAAAAGCUUUUAAAAUGAA
This is a messenger RNA of Electrophorus electricus (electric eel), 1689 nucleotides long. RefSeq names its product tetratricopeptide repeat domain 29 (gene ttc29). Gene Ontology annotation, cellular component: sperm flagellum. Lineage: Eukaryota; Metazoa; Chordata; Actinopteri; Gymnotiformes; Gymnotidae. Gene Ontology annotation, biological process: cilium movement. The record is from RefSeq and is a predicted model, not a curated record. Gene Ontology annotation, molecular function: protein binding.